Aspergillus steynii IBT 23096 is the source of this 1110-nucleotide messenger RNA. RefSeq names its product putative isopropanol dehydrogenase. The coding region runs from base 1 to 1110 and encodes 369 amino acids. Gene Ontology annotation, molecular function: oxidoreductase activity. NCBI's taxonomy places the organism in Eukaryota, Fungi, Ascomycota, Eurotiomycetes, Eurotiales, Aspergillaceae. The record is from RefSeq and is a predicted model, not a curated record. Gene Ontology annotation, cellular component: mitochondrion. The transcript is spliced from 4 exons.
AUGCAGCCUGCCUUACCCGCCAAUCACCGCGCCCUUGUGCUCGAAAGCCGUGACUCCGGCUGUCAGAUCAAGACCGUCCCGACCCCCCAGCCCGACAAUGGCAGCGCCGUUGUCCGGAUCGCUGUGGCCGGGAUCCUGCCCUACCAUCGCGAUGUCUACAACGGCAAGCGUCCCAAUCCUUUCCCCACGCCCCUGGUCGGGGGUUUCGGCGCCAUUGGCCACGUUGCCGCGGUCGGAUCCGACGCAACGGCACUGACUCCCGGACAAUUCGUCUACGUUGACUGUGUUAUCCGGGCCCGCGACGAUCCAGACGCCUAUUUCCUGACAGCCAUUUACGAGGGGUCCAGCAACGGCAGCAAAAGGCUGAUGCGCGACGUGUGGCGUAACGGCACGUUCGCCGAGUACGCCAAAGUGCCGCUGGAGAACUGCAUCCCGCUGGACGAAGCGAGGCUGUGUCGCGGGCUGGGCUACACCGUUCCUGACCUGAUGUACAUGGCGUAUAUGCUUGUUCCGUACGGCGGGCUCCGGGAUAUCCAGCUGGAGCCUGGCGAGACGAUCAUUGUGUGUCCCGCGACGGGAUUCUACGGCAGCUUGGGUGUGCAGAUGGCGGCCGCGAUGGGGGCGAGAGUGAUUGCCAUGGGCCGCAGUGAAGAGAAGCUAGCGAAACUAAAAGCGGAUGUCACCGAGAGGUCGCCCGGUGCGGAUAUUGAGACGGUCACGAUAACCAAUGACCCUGCUCAGGACGUGGGUGCGCUGCGGGCGUUUGGAACUAUCGAUGCCGUUCUGGACAUUACCCCCUCGAGUGCAUCUUCCUCGACGCAUACGAAGAGCGCUAUAAAGGCGCUCCGUCACGGUGGGAGGGUCAGUUUGAUGGGAUCUACCGCGAACAUUGGGGCUCCGGAGAUUAUGGUCAACAACAUCACAUUAAAGGGCAAGAUGAUGUAUCAACGUGAGGCCAUAGUGCAUUUUGUCAAGAUGCUGGAGCGGGGUCUGCUUCCCCUUGGUAAGGAUUGCAUGGAAACCAAGGCUUUCUCAUUGGAUAAUUGGGAGGAAGGCUUCGAUUAUAUUAUCAACAAGCCUUACGCCUUUCGGGCUAGCAUAUUCCUCUAG